Molecule: messenger RNA, 1059 nt
Organism: Macrosiphum euphorbiae (potato aphid)
Lineage: Eukaryota; Metazoa; Arthropoda; Insecta; Hemiptera; Aphididae
Source: the annotation of a GenBank genome assembly
AUGACAUCUCUGGUGGUUACGGCGACUACUUCGGUUGAGGCGGCAGAGUCGUCGACUGCGAGUACGGCGGAGACGGUGGUGGCAGCGGCAGCAUCGUCGGCGGAGGUAAUCGCUGUGCCGCCGUCGGUUGUGUCUGCGGCGGCGGCGGCUUCCACUCUGCCACUGGAGCCCGAGACCACCGAGAUCGUGGCCAUCUCCCUGCAGAUCCGUCGAGCCCUGGAAUGCCCGAUAUGUCUGACCAUGAUGUCUGUCAUGUCGUGCUUCUGCCCCAAUGGGCACGCAAUCUGCCAGACGUGCAUGCUGACGCUGUUGAACACCAGCGCGUUGGUGGCCAGCACCUUGUGCCCGCUGUGUCGGACUUUGAUGGUGCAGUCCUUGAGCAUGUCGGCCAUGGUGAUGAAACUGGCCGAGGCCACCCCGUUGGUGAAGGUGGCGUGCUCAAACUGGUCGUUCGGGUGCCCCGAUCUGGUUCCCGUUCGACACGUUAACGAACACGAGUCCGCGUGUCGGUACGUGCCAGACGUGCCUUGUUUGGUACAUGUGUGUCAGUGGGUCGGCAUGUACGAACAGCUGUACGAACACGUUUCCAACGUGCACCCUGAUGUCACCGUCGAGUCUUCGACAAACCUGCUGAACGUGACCGACCUACAUGCAAUUACAAGGAACCAGCGCCGGACGUACCUGGUCCGUUCAGAGUACGGCAUGAUCUGGGUGCUGGUAUCGCGGGCCACACGGUCGCGGAUCCAGACGGGACUGUUCAUGGUGAAGAGCACUCGGGACGACCAACACUCGACAUCGAACCUCGACCAAUAUCGAGGUAACCCAAGAUCACCGGAAUUAUUGUACCGGGUCACGUGGUUCGAUGGCAACGACCGAACCCGGACCAAGAGCAGGACGAAGCAGGUCUUCUGGAGUACGGCCCUGAAGGAGAGCUGCCACACCGCGUUCUUUCCCAACGCGUACUCCAUGUUCCGGUCCAGGUCGGGUCGCAUGGAGAUCAGUUGGUUCCGUCGGUACGUUAGCAACAGCCAGGUCCGAAACCAACCCUCAUCGACUUGA